Molecule: messenger RNA, 729 nt
Organism: Colletotrichum higginsianum IMI 349063
Lineage: Eukaryota; Fungi; Ascomycota; Sordariomycetes; Glomerellales; Glomerellaceae
Product: Kinase-related protein
Exons: 3
Coding region: 1-729 (242 amino acids)
Cellular component (GO): cytoplasm
Molecular function (GO): kinase activity; ATP binding
Source: RefSeq, a predicted model, not a curated record
AUGGAGCAACAAGUAGCAAGGCUCGUAGACAAGGCCUGGGACAAUUUCCAAAGGACGCCGGCCGACCGGCGCCUCCUGAUUGGAAUCUCGGGCAUACCGGGCUCAGGAAAAACAACCCUUUCCCAGAUGGUCACAACUCGCCUCAACGCCCGCAGCGCGACCCUUGACCCAUCUGACCCUUCCCGCGCGGCGCGACCACUGGCAGCCUUCGUCCCCAUGGAUGGGUACCACCUCACCCGCGCUCAGCUCUCAGCCAUGCCAGACCCGGACACCGCCCACGCCCGCCGCGGCGCCGUAUACACCUUUGACGGCGCAGCCUUUCACAGACUCGUCAAUUCCCUUCGCGAGCCCCUGCGCGCCGACUCCUCCCCGGUCUACGCCCCGAGCUUCGACCACGCCAUCAAGGAUCCCAAAGCCAACGACAUCGCUGUCCAGCCCUACCACCGCAUUGUCAUCUUUGAGGGAAACUACCUCGCUCUCGACAAGCCGCCGUGGAGCGACGCUGCGAAGCUUAUGGACGAGCUUUGGUUCGUAGAUGUCGACUUCGAGGUGGCGAGAAAACGCCUGGUUCACAGACACGUCAAGGCCGGUAUUGCCAAGGACGAGAUCGAGGCCGAUAAGAGAGCAAGGGAGAAUGACUUAGUCAACGGAAAGGAAAUUGUAGACUACCGUCUAGAUGUUCAUGAGGUAAUUGUCAGUCGGGAAGACGACGAAUGGGUUCAUUCAUGA